CGUAGGCGGACCUUAUAAAUUCAGGUGUUGAUAUUUUCUUGAGUAGAAGCUCUUUUGCGAAUUAACGAAUUAUUUCAAUGUAACUUUUGUAUGGUAGUGUGUGAAACACAGUUAAUUAUUGAAACAAAUUAUAUUUGUGUAGUUUGUUGCUAGACUAUUUUGUUUCCCGAAAUCCACGUGUCUCACCACAGAACAAUCUUUGGUCUCAUUGUGCAGUAGGACAUGGAUAGGAACAACAUUUCCUUGCUCUGCUAUGUUGCAACGUGUACACCCGGGGCGUCGUCAUUACGCCAUUCUGUUGCAAAACGUUUCUUAAACAGAAUGAAACGAGGCGGGACCAACCUUAAUUUGUCCAAUAGAAACUCUCGUUUUAGUUGCUAAACGUUCUGCAACUGUUUAGACUAAUGAUUACACCCCUGCUAGCAGUGAGCAGCAAUGUUGCUCUGUUAUUAGCCAGCGUCAAGCCAAAGCUUUGCCAAUGUAAUAAGAACAUUGGCACGGCAUUUCACGUUCAGUAACCAAAGGCUUAAUGUGAUAUUUCGAGGAAGAAUAUGACAAGAACAUCAGUUGGACAUCAAAAUAAUCCGACUGCAAAAGGAGAGAGCCAGGAAUAAUGGAGAAGUUCGGUUGUAGAAUCACGACGACAUUCUCUGUUUCAUGAGGAGCUACUGUCAAAAUCGGGGGAAUAGCAUAACUCUAUUUUUCUGUGAAAUCUUGAAGCUGUCGUCAUUUGCAACCUCAAAAAUGAUGUAUUCAUCAAGAAGGAAACCAGUCCUCUAUUUCAAAGAAGACAGAAGAUUCUGGUCUGGGAAAUGCACAGUCUACAAACUAUUUGGUCUGUGUAUGGUGCUGGUGCUGGUCUCCCUCCUAUGGCUCCAACUCAGCUGUACAGGAGACAUGAGCCGGGUUGUAGUGGAUGACGGACGCAUCCCCCAUCAGCCUUGUCCCCUGGAGAGACAGGCAUCCGCUGCGGACGACCCUUCCUGGGGUCCUCACAAGCUGGCCCUCCUGAUACCUUUUAGGGAGAGAUUUGAGGAGCUGCUGGUGUUUGUCCCCUUCAUGCACACCUUCUUGAACAACAAGAAGAUACUGCAUAAGAUCUUCGUAAUUAACCAGAUAGAUCACUAUCGGUUCAACAGAGCCUCUCUCAUUAACGUUGGUUACACGGAGAGUGGUAACGACACUGAUUACAUCGCCAUGCAUGAUGUGGACUUGUUACCUCUGAAUGAAGCUCUGGACUAUGGUUUCCCAGAGGAGGGCCCUUUCCACGUGGCCUCACCGGAGCUGCACCCCCUGUAUCACUACAAGACAUACGUGGGAGGAAUCCUGCUGCUCACCAAACAGCAUUAUCACAUGUGCAACGGUAUGUCCAACCGGUUCUGGGGAUGGGGGAGAGAAGACGAUGAAUUCUACAGGAGACUAAGAAGUGCUGGAUUACAGCUCUUCAGGCCCAGUGGGAUAAAAACAGGGUAUAAAACCUUUCGCCACAUCCAUGACCCUGCCUGGAGGAAGAGAGACCAGAAGAGAGUGGCUGCACAGAAACAGGAACAAUUCAAGGUUGACCCUGAGGGCGGGCUGACUAACUUGCAGUACAAGGUGGAUUCGAGACAGGAGCUGACUAUUAGUGGAGCCCCUGUCACUGUCCUCCACACCAAACUGGAGUGUGACACAGACAAGACUCCCUGGUGUCUGUUGAACUAAGAGGAGCCCAAUGAUAGACCCAUGCUGCCUCUCAUCUGGGUUAUGUUCAUUAUCCACCAAACGGAAUAAAACAGACUAAAACAGGGAGGGACUACCUGAGCUUCUGGAAUGAGAAACACUUGUUUUUGAGUGGCCUAAUGAAUAUGACCCUGGUGCUACAGAGGGGUGAUGUCUCCCCUACCUGAUGUGUCUGGAAGACAUGGAUAAAAAAUAAAAUGUAGAUUAUUAUUUUAAAAAUGUAUCAAACAACCACAUCAGAAGACAUGGGUGCCAUCUUCUGGACGAUCCAGAGAAGAGGCUUUGGCCUUUGACCUCAGCAACACCUUCCCUCAUUGGAGAGAUGGAAUGUAUUUAUAUUGAACUAGCUAUAUGAUGUCAUCCUUUAGAACUGUAUGUCUAACUUUCAUUCAGAACUGUGAGUGACUGGAUCUGUGAGUGACUGGAUCUGUGAGUGACUGGAUCUGUGAGUGACUGGAUCUGUGAGUGACUGGAUCUGUGAGUGACUGGAUCUGUGAGUGACUGGAUCUGUGAGUGACUGGAUCUGUGAGUGACUGGAUCUGUGAGUGACUGGAUCUGUGAGUGACUGGAUUUGUGAGUGACUGGAUCUGUGAGUGACUGGAUCCGUGAGUGACUGGAUCUCAUGCAGGCCUAACUUCAGGGGCUUUGAACUACAGACACUUUACCAAUAUUGACGAUACAUGAAAGGAAAGGUGUACUGAAAUAAUAAGCAAUGGCCUUUGUAUCUGUUUGUUUGUUUAUUUAUUUUUACCCUUAUUUUACUUGGUAAGUUGACUGAGAACACAUUCUCAUUUACAGCAAUGACCUGGGGAAUAGUUACAGGAGAGAGGAGGGGGGAUGAAUGAGUUAAUUGGAAACUGGGGAUGAUUAUGUGGCCAUGAUGGUUUGAGGGCCAGAUUGGGAAUUUAGCCAGGACACCGGGGUUAACACCCCUACUCUUACAAUAAGUGCCGUGGGAUCUUUAAUGACCUCAGAGAGUCAGGACAACCGUUUAACGUCCCAUCCGAAAGACGGCACCCUACACAGGGCAAUGUCCCCAAUCACUGCCCUUGGACAUUGGGAUUUUCUUUUUAAACCAGAGGAAAGUGUACCUUCUACUGGACCUCCAACACCACUUCCAGCAGCAUCUGGGCUGGACCAACACUGCUUAGCUUCAGAGGCCAGCCAGCAGUGGGAUGUAGGGAUGGUUUGCUGCUGGGGUGUGAUCCCGAUGGACCAUUUGCACUUUUCAGGAAUCCCUCCUCUGUCCUUCAGCUAAAGUCUGCUAUACUUAAUAUAUUAUCAUCAGAGUUAGUUUACUAUGAAAGGGUUUUCUUUCCGACAUUGUAAUGCACCGGAUUGGCAUGCCACCUCCAUGAUCCGUAGCGCUGUAUUCUUAUCCGGUAUCCAUUGUAACCCAUCAUGUGCUCAACUGGUAGUGAGUUGAGUGUCCGGGGGCCAUUUUGACUUUGUUGGUGAUGGUAAAACAGUAAAGGUUUACAACUGUGCUAUAGAAGGUUAUCAGAGACCGACUAGACAUUAUGAAGGUAUUUUGGGGUAAAUUAAGGUGUGUUUACAACAUACUGCUGGAAUGUAUUUUUGAAUGACUAGACAAGUCAAUGGUAUCGUAAAUGUAUUUGUACAAUAUUCAGUAUGUAUAUGAAGUUAUGACUCAAAAACAUGGGAAAAGCAUGCAUUGUCAUUUUUUUCCCUAAUUUAUAAAGGUCUUCAUUGUACAUAAUGUGGUUAACAACACAUCUGUAUUGUAUUUUCAAUACUUAACAUCAUCUAUUUGAUCUGUUUGAAGUUCUGACAGAAGACCGUUGUACCUGAGCUUUGUUAUGUUGACAUCUCUCACUAUAAUUGGGAAAAAAAGAUACAGCAUUUGUUGCACUUGAUAUCUACUCAAGAAAUGCAUAUUAGUGAACUGAUGCUACUUUGAUUUGAGAGUGUAAAUGAAGGUGUGUAACUAGCCUGUCAUUCCACGUGUGACUUUAAUCUUACUGAUCCUGUAAACAGACAGUAAUGAGGACUUUCACACACGUUUGAAGUCAACCCCUGCAUUGUCCCACUGGUUUAUAGACAAGCCUAAUUUUGAAUCCACUAGAAAUGCAAAAACAGAUACUUGUACCACUACCAAGAAGUCUACAAUAUACUGUGUCUGUAAUUUAGCAUAUGACAUAAGUUUAUAAAAGUCUGCUCAAGACUGCAGAAGUUAUGCCUA
Salvelinus fontinalis (brook trout) is the source of this 3922-nucleotide messenger RNA. Its product is annotated as beta-1,4-galactosyltransferase 7-like. The record is from RefSeq and is a predicted model, not a curated record. Gene Ontology annotation, biological process: carbohydrate metabolic process; proteoglycan biosynthetic process. Gene Ontology annotation, molecular function: xylosylprotein 4-beta-galactosyltransferase activity. Bases 658 to 1701 code for a protein of 347 amino acids. The transcript has 6 exons. Lineage: Eukaryota; Metazoa; Chordata; Actinopteri; Salmoniformes; Salmonidae.